This is a messenger RNA of Larimichthys crocea (large yellow croaker), 12230 nucleotides long. It is a transcript of the gene mtcl2, whose product is annotated as microtubule crosslinking factor 2. Gene Ontology annotation, biological process: regulation of autophagy. The transcript has 24 exons. Lineage: Eukaryota; Metazoa; Chordata; Actinopteri; Sciaenidae. The record is from RefSeq and is a predicted model, not a curated record. The coding region runs from base 310 to 6063 and encodes 1917 amino acids.
GGCCAGUGAAUCGAGACAGAUAUCCUGAAGAGAAGAGGGGAGGACCUAUCAGAACAAAGCGGAAUCAUUUGCACAUUUACUCCACACUCAGUGGAAACAGGAUUGUAUUUUGUUUUUUUCUCUUUUGGGCCUCUGCUUCCUGCUUCUUCGUCUUGUUGCACUACAGGAGCUCCAUUGUGGCAGGAGUGAGGAUCCCCUCCUUUUGUGUCGCUCUGCAGUUGUUUAAUUCACACUCCAACUUCUGCCUCCUAUUUCCCCCAAAUAGGAGGUUUCAUUUCUGUUUUUCCUGUUUCGGCCUAAACGGAAUGAAUGACAAAAACAAAGGAGGUUGAUGUCCAUAACUCUCCGACUCACCUCUUCUUCGCCUCGCCCAAGGAACGGAGACUCCAUCUCCGGCAGAAGAUGGAAAGCGGAGGCGGGACGGAGGGCUCGGACAGCGGGCAGGCGCAGCACGCGGUGGCCGGGCAGCAACAGCAAAACCCCCGACCCGAAACCGCAGAGCUCUCUGCGGCGCUGCCCGCUCAGACUCCGGGCGAGAAGAAGAAGAUAAACCGGGCACCGUCCCCGGCCAGACCGAAGGAUGUACCCGGGUGGUCGCUCACGAAGAUCCGCGGAGGGAUUGGGACCCCGACCCUGAGCGUCAAGCCGGGAGCAAUUCACCUGGGCAGCCGCAUUUCUAGGCGCAGCCCCGUGGGGAGUCUUGCUGCUAAAGACGGGAAAGCAGACAAGAGCGGUGUUGGCAAACCGGCCGGUAAAUCCUCCUUCUCCGCCGCCGCGUUGUCCAAGACCUCAGCGACCAAGGUGGCCAAGAGCACCGGAGGGCGGAGGAAGGUGUCGGACGCCAGCAUCGGAUCCGAUGAUUUAUCCAAGGAUUCCGGCUGCGCCACCGGGAAACUCUCUCCGACCGACAGCAGCUCCGAGCUAUCGGACUGCGCCUCUGAGGAAAACAAGCUCUCCACGGACGCCGUGAGCAGCGACGCGGAGUCGAGGAGCAGCCGGGGCGGAGGGCCGGACGGGGACAAGCCGGCCAGGGAUGGCGCGUUGGCGGACAGAGCUAGCCAGCAAGCCACCGCAAAGACCACCUGCUCCUCCGCGGAGAAGGACUACAAGGACCGGCUCUCAGUGGGCGUGGAGACCGGGGAAGGGAGCAUAUCUCCCGGCGAGGAACGCUCGGUCACCUCGUUUGACAGCAGAGUGCCAGCCAGCACAUCCCUGGCUUUCUCAGACCUCACAGAGGAGUUUAUGGACGGCAUGCAGGAGGAGUUUGUCCGGGAGAUAGAAGAGCUGAGAUCUGAGAAUGAUUACCUCAAAGAUGAGAUGGAGGAGCUGAGGUCUGAGAUGCUGGAGAUGAGGGACAUGUACAUGGAGGAAGAUGUCUACCAGCUGCAGGAACUACGGCAACAGCUGGAGCAGGCAAACAAGACCUGCCGCAUCCUGCAGUACCGACUGAGGAAAGCAGAGCGGCGUUCUCUCCGCGUAGCCCAAACGGGACAGGUGGAUGGAGAACUGAUACGAACGCUGGAGCAAGACGUCAAAGUGGCGAAGGAUGUGUCCAUCCGUCUCCACAGCCAGCUGGACACCGUGGAAAAGAAGAGGAGUCGUCUGGAGCAGGAGAAUGAGGAGCUCAGGGUCCGUCUGCAGGACCUGGAGGUCGCCAAACAGGUCCUGCAGCAGGAGAUUGACAAGAACUCCCAAAAGAAACGAGGAGCACGACCCAACAACAAACCUGACAAGAAGCUUGGUGCACAGGAGGACAGUUCAGACCUGAAGUGUCAGCUCCACUUUGCCAAAGAGGAAUCAGCCCUGAUGUGCAAGAAGCUGACCAAGCUGGUGAAGGACAGCGAGGCCAUGAAGGAGGAGCUGGCCAAGUACAGGUCGAUGUACGGAGACGUCAACGCCUCGCUCACAGUGGAGGAGGUUGCUGACUCACCCCACACCCGCGAGGCAGAGAUCAGGGUCCACUUGAAGCUGGUGGAGGAGGAGGCCAACCUGCUGAGUCGACGCAUCGUGGAGCUGGAGGUGGAGAACAGGGGCCUCCGAGCUGAGAUGGAUGAUAUGAAAGGACCACAAGAUGGUCCUCAAGAACUUACUGGUGUUGGUGGUGGUCUGGGGGCGGGUCUUGGUCUAGGGGGAGGCGCCAUGGUACUCGGGGGAGGAGCUUCAUCUGAAAAUGUCAUGGAGCUCCAGAGACACCUCCAGUUUGUGGAGGAGGAGGCGGAGCUACUGAGGAGGUCUCUAAUCGAGAUGGAGGAACAGAACAAACUCCUGAUGAAUGAGAUCAACCGAUACAAAUCUGAACUCCCGCCACCGACGUCCACGCUGUCAUCCAACUCAUUAACGUCGCUGACCGACGGGCUGCUCAACGACAGCCCGGUGCACUCCAUACAGGAAGGGGCGGUGCUUAUCAGCACAGAUGCCCCGACCCAGGAGGAGGAGCUCAGAUUGGCGAGGCUUCAGAUUGGAGAACUGAGUGGGAAGGUGAAGAAGUUGCAGUACGAGAACCGAGUGCUCUUAUCCAACCUGCAGCGCUGUGAUCUGGCCUCCUACCAUGCUCCUUCCUCCUCUUCCUCCUCACUACGACUGGCUCUGGAGACUGACGCCGAGGCUGGAGACUCAGCCGAGUGUCUCCCCACCAGCCCGCCCCACCGCAAAGAGCCAGUCGGAGGUGAGAACGACGCCCUGGAGAUCAAAGAACGGAAAAAGAAGAUCGAGGACAACGCUGACGCACCAACCUCACUCCCUGGGUGCCUGGGGCAGAAGGACCAUGAUGCCUUGCUGGCCAUGAGGGACCAGGCUCGCUUGGUUUCCACGGCGAUACAGCUCCUGACCUCCCCCGAGUCUAACUGCCUUUCCUCCUCCCCUUCCAUCUAUCACAAGGUCUGCAGCAACGAGGCAGCAGAGCCAUGUGACCUGGAGAAACCUCAGCCUCACAGCCAGAUAUCAGAGCUGUCUGACCUGGCGGACCGCCCUCUGGUUGGUGCUCUGACCAGCAGGCUACAGGCUCUUCACACCCAGCUACAGGCCUUUGUAGAGCAGGUAGACAACCUGGGUAAACCACCAGCAGGUGGGAGGGACCCUCAGGUGGAGGGAGCAUCUCCCCUGGCCUCACCCUGCACCUCCCUCCCCUGCUCUGGAGACGGCCAGGAUGGAGUGAACACUGCCGAGGAGAAGCAGCCUGAUUAUAGGGACCCAUCAGAACCGGAGGUGAAAGGUCAAACUGAGGAGAACAGCCAAUCAGACAUCAAUGAGACUCAAAUGCAAGAAAACAACCAGCUGGAACAGCGAGAGAAGGAGGCAGAUGAUGCGCUGCCCGCCCAGUCCACUGACCACCAGGCUCAGCUAUCCAAUGCAGAGGAGUCUGCUCUCGGACCUCAGGAGGAGCUGGAGAAGGAGAGGAGUGCUCAGAGAGAAACCACUCUUAAACUCACACAGCUCCAGGGGGAGCACCAGAAGGCUCUGCUCCGCCGGGACUUCCAGCUGCAGAGUCUGGGCCUCCAGGCUCGGCUUCAGCAGAAGCUGUGGAGUCAGGAGAGGACUCUGCUUGUCCAGGAGUCUCAGCAUCUCAAACAGGCCCUGUUACUGCUCAGCCUCAAACUGCGCUGCUUCCUCAAACAGUGGCGGCUCGGCUGCAAGAAGGACACGGAGUGGAAAAACAUCUUGGAGAUGAACAGCCUGAAGGACCUCUACUUGCUGUUGGAGGAGGAGAACCUGACGAGCCCCGCCCACCAGACUGACAAGAGGGCUGCUGCAGAUGAACAGCCGCUCAGCCCCACUAUCAAGUCUAGCGCCGUGAGCAGCACCUUGGCAGACCUGAAGGUGGCGCUGCAGGAUCUGAGCGGAGAGUUGCGUCAGGAAAGACAAGGCUCCCAGGAACUCACCCAGCAGUUUGCAAAGGCCAAGGCAUCAUGGGAAGUAGAGAGGACCGAACUAAAGAGCCUCAUCACGCAGCUUGAGACCAAAACAGGCAAAGCAGCAGCAGCAGCAGCUCUGACUACCACUGAUGCACUGGAACCUCCGGACCUGAAGGUGGCGCUGAAAAGGGAGCGUGAAGAACACCAGCACCUCCUGGCUGAUUCUUAUGCAGCUGUGAUGGACCUAACUAAACAGCUUCAGAUUGGAGAGAGGAACUGGGGCAGAGAGAAGAUGGAGCUGCUGGAGAGGUUCAGCCAAGAGAGAGCUCAGUGGGAGCAGAGACUGAGAGAGGUCACUGCACAACAGGGCAAGUCGAAGUCAUUAGGUGGCGAGUCCUCUGCAGACACAGUCGUUGCUAACGGCACAGGAUCACCACGAACGAAAUCCACACCGGAGCUGGACGGCCCAGAGGUCAACGGAACAGCCAAUCAGGAGGAGAAGAUUCAGUCUGCAGUCCCGCCUCUUUUGAUUUGCCCAGAGCUGGGCGACCUUAGCAGGAAGAACUGGACCUACCUGACUAAUGAGACCCCAGACGUUGUGGACACUUGUAAAACCUGGGAUGGUCCCAGCGGCUCCUGCAGCAGCUUAGUGGGAUCAGAGCUCGAUCUGGAGUCUGUCCAGAGGAGCUACACUGCUCCAGAUCGCACUGGCAUCCGGAUCUACUACAGCCCUCCCGCUGUAAGAAGGAACCAGGAGGGCAAAGAGCUACAGCAGGACCAGAACGGGAGCUCAUCCCUGGGACUGAGUGGCUCGGAUGUAGGCAUGGCUGCGGUGGAAACCCUGGAGGUUCAGCAGCCUCCAUCCUCUUUCUCGUCCUCUUACGAGCAGUGGCUGAGCUCACUGUCCAAGCAGCACAGGGAGCUGCUGGAGAGCAGAAGUGGCUGUAUCACCGGUUCGAUCCCCAGUGUCGUCAACAACGGAUUUGGAGGUUCGGCUAACAGUUUGGUUGAUGGGAUGACGCCCUCGUCAGCUUUCCACAGCCUCGAGAUCGGGGAGAUUUCAGCCAACUUAAGUGAUGACAUGAAGGAGAUGACCAACUGUGUCCGCCAAGCCAUACGCUCUUCAUCUCUGGAGAGGAAAUCCACCAAGGAACCUGGGAGUCAGGUGGUCGGCAUGUCCACCAGGGCCACGCAGACUGCUUCACAGUACGUCAGCAUUGGGCUUCAAACCGACAACCUUCCCGGCAGCAGGGGGGCUGGGCUACACUCCAAAGCCUGGUCUCCUCGCCCCUCAGCAACAACCACCUCAUCUCUAGCGUCGGCCCGAACCCGGCAGAUAUCAACAUCACUGGAUAAAGUUCAUAGCCGCAUUGAGAGGCCUUGCUGUUCACCCAAGUAUGGAUCACCGAAACUACAACGCAGAGUCUCUUCUGGUUCCACCUCCAGACUGGACGGGUCUACCUCCUCCAGGGAUCGGAGCCUUUGGAGUCUCCAGCAAAGAUCCAUCAGUGGAGGAGGAGGCUCGGCUUGGGCUCGCUCUACCACCACCAGGGACAGCCCUGUUCUGAGUGGUCUCACCGACGGCCUCUCCAGCCUCUUCAGCGUUGUGGAACACGCUGGAAGCACAGAGUCUCUCUGGAGGGGUGACGGAGGAGCCAGCCAGGGUGCCAGUCCAGCACGGCACCCUCCUGCUGCAGGGAAACCCUCUGGUGCAGCAGUCUGUGGAUCUGAGCCCGGCACUCAGCGGUAUGGAGGCCUGGUCCAGGAGUUCUUCAGGAACGUCUGCAGCAGCCGUGCCCAGGGAGGACUCACCAUGCCUGGGGAGAGAGCCCAAAGAGACUCCCUCGGUGUCUUGGGCAGCGUGGAUGAGCCCAAGCCAGAGUGCGUGUCAGCAGGGAUUGGAGGACAUGGAGCGCUGGCUGGGCUGGGUGGAGGCAACGACAAUGUGACCAGGAUUGUCAAUAAGAGGUUUAUGAGACAGACAGCCGGGGAGGAGAUGGUCAGUAUCAUGGGAGGAGGGAAAGAAACCAUAAGCAACGGAGGAGCUGCAGGAUCUGGGACUGAGGAUGCACCCUGUGACUGCGCUGCCCAGUCUUCCUCCUUUGCCCGACCAUCGAGAACCGCAACUCGCCAUUCGCUCGGCCAGUGCAAGCACCGCCCACACGAGUCUCCUGCAGCAACCGAGGAGAAGGGGGACGCCUGCAACGAGUGACGACACUCAACACUGCCACAUUCAACACACACAUACAAACAAAGCAACACUGAUUCCUCACAAACACUGUACACCACUGCCAUGAAAACACUUUCACACCUCUCUGAUGUACAUAUACACCUACAACCUGCCACACAGGCGCACUGCCAAACAUAACACACACACACACACACACACACACACACUGCUAGCACACUGCAAAGACUGCCCCACAAACCCACUGCCACGCGCAUGCAUUCAUAAACACACAUACACAUACAUAAGCAGAACACAGGCAAUAUUACACUUGUCUUGUCCAAUUCUGAUGCCAAGGACAGGGAGGACCGAAACUCCAACCAAGCAGCAGAUACUACCAGCAGACAUAAACCAUGAAACACACACAUGAUGUUACACACUAAACUAGAUGAACAGCUACAAACUGAUUCUAACAAGUAAAAUUACGAUGUCAGGACCCCCCCCCCCCCCCCCCAAUUUACAGAAUAGCAGGUACUACAAAUGAUCAGUUUGGACUGUAAAAUCCACCUUGAUGACAUCAUGCUGUCGAACCAGCAGCCAUGUUGGAUUUACAGAUAAACAAGAGAAAGAAAGGAUGUAGUCCCAGUUUGAAUAUGCCUUGAAUGUGCAUGUGUUACUUUGUGAGCUACAGCUAACACCACAGAGGAGACAUCUGUCACAGCUGGAAAGAUCUUCUACAUCGUGCUAGAAACUCUGAAACCAUCUCACAGGAGUAAUGUGGUGGAAAGCUCAGACGAUUUCUCUCUGAAGCUUGUCAUACACACACAUGCUGUGCUAGGGAAUGCAAUCAUGCCUUUUUGAUGGAUUAGCACAAUAACGUUCUAGUGAGUGUCUCCAACAUGGAUGUGAAAAACGCGACAUCUUGAUGACACAUCUGCUUCAGUUGCAGAACAGUCUUCAAUGUUUCUCCUAUUGGCUAAGGGAAGAAUUCAAGGAAUAUUGGACUACCUAUCCCAGCAUGACCAGACUUGGACUCCAUUGAUGGAUGUUUGGACUUGUCAGCUCUAUAAAUGAGACCAUAAAACUGAUAUGAGUGGACCUCCUACCAUUGUUGUUUAGUAGCAAACCUGAACAACAAAAAGCUCUUCGAUCUUCAAUGUAACUGUGUUCCCAGGACUUUGGCCACAAAUACGGGGACGUUUUGUGGCAUUGUAGCCAUGACUUAAACCUUGUAGAUGUAAGAAAACCUACUUCGAAAGGUGUUACCCUCCAGAGUCUGAUUGGGAAAUGUCAGUUUUGGUUUGAACCUGUUACAGCAGGCAGAAAGUGCCUGUUGGUUUCCUAUUUCUGGGACAUUUCUUCACUGAUAUCAACGAUUCAUUCAUAAAACUUUGAUGAACGCUGAUGAUCUGGUGAAGAAAUGUGGUGUACAGUCCUACAGCACACUAUCCUGAGGCUUUUCAGUUGGUUACACUGAUAGGGGACCAUUUCUGAUCGAUUGCAAGGUUAACCUAAAUGCCCAUCUGCAGAUUUUACUUGGCAUUGGAUAGACAUGCACUGAUAUCCAUUUUUCACUUGUUUUACCAGAUUCUACCAGAGUGCCUCAACCACUAGUUUGAGGUCGUGCUACAGAAGCCCAAACCAACACAUGAAACAUAUUCCAAGUAAAGAAAUUUAGACAAUAAUGAUAUUGAUACCCAUCAGCUUUAUCAGUGCAUCCCUACCCUCUACACUUCAUGGCAUCAGAUAUCAUGUGUCAAACAUGCUCAUCUACCCACAAACAGAAACGCUCGCUAACUCUAAACCGUGUCCAAGGAGAAUUCAGUCAAUGCAUUCCUUUUUUUAAGAGUCUUUUCCAGAUGUGUACUGUAUGUGUGUGUGAAGUGGAUCCUUAUCAAAUACUCGCCUGUUACUUCCUCCUUUCUUUCCACUCCUCAUUCACGCACAACUGUCCUCGUGUCGUUCUACUACACCGACAGCGUAGCUACUGUACGAACCUUAUACGCAUUUUGAAAAUGUAGCAUUAUAACGUGAACUUGGUAAACAACGAGCUAAGAGCUGUGACUGUCCACCUGCAGUCAGAGUAGUUAAAGCACUGACAGAUUUUUACUUUUAAAGAAAUACAUUCAUGACAUUUUUUAUUUACUUAAUUGGAUGUUUUCAAACUUUUACUAAAUUAAAAAUGUAUAUCCACCUUAAACUAUGUGGCAGUCAAUUUUGAUGACAUAAAAUGCCUUUAAGAAGGAUGUCUGCACACGGAAGAGAAGUGUUUGGGAAAGAAGUAAAAGACUGAAUGCUGUCAAAGAGUCUUAUUGUUAAAUUGAAAAAAUGGAAAAAAAAAUAUUGUAAACUGAAAACAAUCAUAUUUGGAGGGGGGUUUAUUCCAUUUGUUUCUCCUCUCCUUUUGUUUGCCAUGUUGUUCUCUUUCUAAUCAAACAGAUAUUCAAAGUGCCUGUCAGAUUUCCUGUUAGUCAGCUCACACCAAAACUGGACUCAUGUAAAAACACACAAACAAACCCAGCAGGCCUUUUUUUUUUAAAUGGGUAAGAUUGUUUUUAUGCACAUAAUUGUGAUCAGGCUGUACUAAAGCUACAGUAAAGUACUGUACCACAGUGGAGGAAGACAAAAAGGUUUACAGGUAAAGUAGGAUAUAGUAUAUAUUAACUUUUUUUAUACCAAGGGUUAUUGUAUUUCUGGAAAGUAAAUUAUUUUUGUUUUGUUUAUUUUAUAUGGAUGUGUUUGCUGAUAUUUUAGCUUGUUUUUUCUAUCCUUUCUAUUUAGUUAUCAUGGUGCUACUUAGUGUAAAGUCUGCUGUGGGCCCGCCUCCUUCAACAAGGCCUCUAUCUACCCAUCUACCUAUUUUAAAAUGUCUCCUCCACUGUCUUUGUAUGAACAGUUGAGCGUUUCUCCAUCUCUGCACACCAUUUAAUGACUCAGCAGUUUGAAAUAGGGCAUUACAGUAACAGUGCAUGUAUUUAAAUAACACAGUGAGGAAAACCCACAGUCUAAAUGCUGGUGUCUGUCUCCACUCCAGCCCUCACUGCUGGUAGAAAACCAACCGUCUGGAAUCGGUCACCGCUUCAAAAGCUGCUGGCCUGAUUGCCACAGGAAUAGGUCGUCUUAUUUUUUGACCGCAAGUUUUAGCCCAGCUAGUCUGAUUGGUGGUGACUACAGAAAUCUUAUAACCCUGUUUCCUAAAAAGCACAGCUAAUAAGGUUGAGUACACAUCCAUUCCUUGCUACAUUCCAUCAUAUUUCCAUCUUUUUUUUUUAGCUACAUCACGCAAUUACAUCACUGAUGAGUCGUAACCUGAUAUUAAUACAGGUCAUGUGCAGUAUUUAACAAAGAUAGACAAGGGGGAAUGCUGAAAACAGAAACUGGUGCUGUUGGUAUUGUACUGGUGCAGAUAAGGCAGUUUAUUGAGGCAGUCAGCUCAAAUUUUUCCUAACAUGGAAAAUGCUUUUAAGAAAUACUUGACUGAAAAUCGUAAAAACUUGUCAGCCAGAAAAGUGUCUGUGAAAAUGAAUUCCAACAAUGACAAGCAUAAUCAACUACUUUGCUGCCAUCGAUACGUUCAGUAUGUUUCCAUGUUUGACUGGUUGAAGCAUGGUUACCUGUUUGCACGUGUUGCACACAGUUACGUAUGCCAACACUGUUGCAACACGGUGUGCUUAAAGGUUUUCAGUGGAGUAUUCCUCAUCAGGAGGUCUGGCACAUUUCAUCAAACCUCAUUACAGAUAUACACCAAUGACCACACCUGCUCCACAUCCAGUCUAAGUCGAGUGCACAGUUUCAGAAACACAAGAAUGAAAUAAUGGAUUUAAGGACACAACAAAGUUGGUAAAAAAUAAUAAAUAAAAACGUACAAUUAGCCAAACAUUGGUAAUGAUAAACUUCCCACAUUAGAUUUUUUUAAAAACGCCACUAAUGGUAGCUUCUUGUGUUAGUGCACAAAUCAGGCUAGCUGACUAACUUGCCAACAUGUUAUUAUCUACACUCAAAAUAGUUCACACACAUUAUCAAAUCACGAUAAGAGAGAAAUGAAAAAGCAACAUGAAUUUUUCUGUUCACUGUGGCUUAUAAGUUGAAGGUCUCCAUUAUGGCUGCCGAAUAUCUCUGCCAAAAUUCUCCGUAUAAAAAGAGUUGGUCGACAUUACAGAGUGUAAUAUAGACCGAGCUAACAGAAUGCAGAUUGGCAGAAGUCCUGUCUGCAGUAACCACAGUCCAAUAAUGACUCUGUCAUCCCACAGUCUCUCCCACCACACAGCAGGAUGAGUCUCACACUACAAAAGAACCUUAACAUUAAUACCAUAAUAUUAGGUUUGGCAUCGUUUCUGCAAAACUAAAAUAAGCCAUUCAUUUUGGAUUCACUCUUCAAAUCUUUCCAUCUCAUUUAAAAUUCAGACAUGUAACAUGAAACUACAACAGAUGCCACUAACAAGGUCAAAACAUGAAAUGUGAUUUUUAAUUUAAAAACUGUAAAAAUGCGACACCUUCAAAAUAAAAGCACAAACCUGAAACUAAUCUACUUUUGGCAUAGUUUACUAAAAGACAUUAGGUGAGUCAAAAUUCACAAUUUAAAUAGAUAUUUUAUUUAAACACUGAGACAUUGUUCAUAGUGAGAAGGUUUUCUAGAUUCUGUUCUACCUCUUACACUUUCUACACCAAUAUCAUACACUGAGACAUGUCAUCAAAUAACACAGAACAUACAACUCAUGUGUCUUUAAUUUAAUUGUGCAUCAAUAUUUAUAUGGAACAUAUAUAUAUAUUCCUAUUGUCAUUUAGUCUUGCUGUCAAUGAGAAGGUCACUUUGUGCCUUUCCUCUACAAAGAUGUCUUUAGGUUAAAUACAAUACAAAUACAAAUACUAUUAUCUUUCUGCAAAUAUUUGGCUCCAACUACAUACAAACUGUAUGAUAAUGCCAAAAUCCAGAUUAAAUAUAUCUGGAGUUCAGAUUAAAUGUCUUUAUUUGUCACCUUUCAGUAGGUGUAGGCUGAUUUGUGUUUAUAUUAAGCUUCACUUCUUUCUCUACUGCAUACAUUCUGACGGACAAUACGUGUUACAAGCCAAUAGGGGAUCUCAGUGUUGAGGUUUCAAGAGUACAGUAUGCCUUAGAAAUUAGUUUUGCUUCACUUUUGUGUGACCAGACCUCCAAAUGGUUGAAAAUUCGGACCAAGGUUACGUUUUUGGUUAAACGUGUUGUGUUGUUGAAAGUUAAAAUAUGAUUUUAACACAUAAAAUAAUUGGUUUGUAUUACUAUUCAUUUAUGGCUCUUACCGGUAUUUACUGCGACCUGGAUGUUUUUUGUUUGUUUUUUGUAUAUACUGUAAAAAUCUGUAAUGGCGCAGUCAACAAUAAGACUCAAAUCUCUCUUCGACUCUGAUGUCAUCGGUCAGUUCUGUCUCCGCCUCUCCAGCCUUUCCACCUGCCUGUCAGGUGUUACAUUUGCUCCUCCCCCUCAGGUUAUAAGUACUAGGCAUUGCAGCCAAUGGCAGACAGUUUUACAGGGCACACAGCAUCACCAGCCAAUGACUGAUGAGUUCUUACAGGUUGCAUGACACAAACCAUGAGUCUCAUUGUUCCCUGCGUGUCUGUAAGCCUGUUAUAGAAGCUACAUGAAUCUUUCCAGCCUUUUUAACGUGUUUCCAUACCAUUCAUACGAUUAUUACAUCCUGGCAAUAUGUACAUGAAUUCUAAGCUGUUCAUAAUGUUAGCUAAAAUAUUACCUAGAGAAUGCCUGUAUAUUCGCUUUAUAUAACCUACUCUUGUCUUUUUUAAUAAUGUUUGGUUCUUGAAUAAAAGGAGAAUGCAAUGAAAGACAAAUAAAAUGAGUACACAGUAAGGAAAUUUGUCCCCUUGUAUUGCGACUUGAAAAGAAAUGAAAGGUUUGUACUCACUCUGUCCUUUUUGUUUCUUUGAGAAAAGCUGAAUGUCAACAGCUGAUCCGAACCAGGUCGCUGCGGAAGUAUGUAGCUCUCUCCCUUUAUAGACCACACUUGAGCAUUUCUUCUGUACAUAGGUGCAUUUUGAAGCUGAUGAAAAAAAUAAGGCAGCAAACAUGAAACGAGUAAAAUGAGAACAUUUGAUCCAAGUGGAUUUUUAAAAGGUUGGGGAUUUUUUUUUUUUUCCGACCAAUGUAGCUUGUAAAACAAGAUAUUAUAACUGCCUCCUGUUUGUCAUAGAAUUCACAAAUAAAUGUUUGUUGGAAUUUA